This is a messenger RNA of Talaromyces rugulosus, 2874 nucleotides long. RefSeq lists its product as uncharacterized. Gene Ontology annotation, biological process: protein phosphorylation; signal transduction. The transcript has a single exon. Bases 1 to 2874 code for a protein of 957 amino acids. The record is from RefSeq and is a predicted model, not a curated record. Lineage: Eukaryota; Fungi; Ascomycota; Eurotiomycetes; Eurotiales; Trichocomaceae. Gene Ontology annotation, molecular function: protein kinase activity; ATP binding. Gene Ontology annotation, cellular component: cytoplasm.
AUGGCUAUCACCAUCCGCGACCCUUCCAUCGCCAGUUCUCACCGGCUCUUCACUGCCCUGCGCGAUCCGGAACAGAUGCCCCCUCCUCAUAAUCAUACUCCUCCGCCGCUUCCAUCGUCGUCGUCGCCCACGCCCAAGAUGAGCAUGUGGCAGCGUUUGGGCCUGGGCCGAUGGCUUCACCACCGCGACGACCGCUCCGGCUCGAGCUCCCCCACCAACAACAACAACAACAACAACAACAACAACAAUGGACCCCUGUCCCGACGCAUAACUCGAAAGGUCGGUGUUGGCCUGCCUCGACCAGCCACGUUUCGACGCCAGAAUUCCGAGCAGCGAGAUCGCCUCGCGCCCACCGACCCCGAGCCGCGGCGUGCCCAGUCGGUCGACCGUCGACGCACGCUCAGCGUCCAGCGGACUCAAUCCCCUCCUCCAGCCGCUAUUGCCAGGCUCUCUGCCCCCGAGGUUGGCUCCUGGGUCGACCAGGCAUCUGCUGCCCUGACGAUAAGAUCCGAUGCUGACUCGGCCCAUGAAGACUUGCGCGACGCCGCUACUUUGUCCCACGUCGACUCCGCGCCCUCGUACCGCGACGACUAUCUCCGGCCCGUGGAGAGCUUCGAAGACCCGCUCGAGCUGGAAUUGGAACGGAAAUGGAUCCUCAACCUAAGCAUGCACUUUCGCGACAAGUCGGAACGCGAAAAAUUCUUUGUGACAUACGCCGAGAGGCCCAAUCGGUGGAGGCGAGUGACCAUAUCGUGUGACUACCGCAACGCACCGCCGGGCUCGUUGGAGUACGAUUUGAAGGAGCUGCAUUAUCAGCGGGAUAAAAGUGCUCGUAUUUACGAGUCGAUUCGAGAAUCGCUGCCCGAUAUCCAAUUCUACGACACGGUGACCAAUCUCAGACUGGACACGAGCGACGGUCGUUUACACGUACACGUGACGGAGGAUGUGAACGAAAUCAUUCCGUAUCCGCCAAUUACAAGCAUUGGCCAUCUUAAAACUCGACUAAUUCGAGAGUCCGAACUGUUGUUUGAUACCCAUCUUUCUGGGUUUGUGUAUAGGGUGAAGUUGGAUGGGAGGACUUAUAUUAAAAAGGAGAUACCAGGUCCGGACACGGUAGACGAGUUCCUUUACGAAAUAAACGCGCUCCAUGCGCUGUCCGGUUCCAAGAGCGUCAUCCAGUUCGAAGGAAUUAUAGUUGAUGAUCGCUGUGAGCGACUCAAGGGUCUAAUCAUUAGUUAUGCUGAACAGGGUGCAUUAGUGGACGUCCUGUACGACUUUCGGGGCCAAUUAACUAUCAAGCGGAGAGAACGCUGGGCCCGCCAGAUUGUCCAAGGCCUUUGCGAGAUCCACGAAGCCGGCUACGUUCAAGGGGACUUUACGCUAUCUAAUAUUGUUAUUGAUGCGGACGACAAUGCCAAAAUCAUUGAUAUCAAUCGCAGAGGAUGUCCGGUCGGAUGGGAACCGCCGGAAAUCGCCGCCAAGAUCGAGAGCAACCAGAGGAUCACCAUGUACAUUGGCGUCAAAUCGGAUCUUUUCCAGCUUGGUAUGACUUUGUGGGCAUUGGCAAUGGAAGAAGACGAGCCGGAACGCCAACCUCGCCCGUUGUUUAUACCUAUCGACGCCAAGGUUCCGGACUAUUACAGGAGAGUAAUUGCCCACUGUCUUAGCGACCGUCCACAGGAGCGAUUGUCGGCCAAGGAAUUGCUAUCCUUCUUUCCAAUCGACCCGGACGAACACAUGAUUUAUGCUACUUUGCCUCCAUGGAUCGCUCCCGGACACCCGCCCACUUCCAGUCCACCUUACUAUGGCAGUCUCCCUCCACGAAUCUCCCACCGAAGUGUCUGUCUGGAUGAUGAGCACGGUUCUGGCCGUCCAGGCGUGGUAUAUGUCACGCCCGCCGAGUACGAUGCGCAGGAAAUCGAUUAUCCUCCACGCGGCCGCCGUCCGUCGACUACGCAUGCUCUACCUCCCAGUGACUACCAGCCGUCCAUGUACGUCCCAUCCAGUGCCUCUCCCAAUCUGGACGGACGCCGGUCAAUCUCCCACAGUGACUUUGAGCUACACAGAGCAUCGUCUCCCGAUCUUAGCCUCGAGCCUCGUUUUGAAGAAGUAGAAUUCAACGGCACGCAGUAUCUGGUUAACCCCGAUGGGUUCUCAGCAGAGGAGUUUGAGGCGCUGAGAGACAACACGCACGAGCCACACGACUCGCAGGAGCUUCAGAGUGCACACAGCUCGGGCCUUAGUCGAGUCGUUGUGCCAUCGUCCACCGCGGAUGGCAGCAAGGAAACCGAAGUUGACCUUGGUAGGGACGCAAAUCUAGACUCGCGGGCCCGUGAUAGUACCAACAACAAGUCUGAAGAAAAAGAAGUUGGUCGGCUCCCAAACAGUGCAUUUUUGGGAGAUAUUGCUGGUAUUGGCGGUCAUGCCUCGUGUUCUCUGGACGCUAUGAUUCCGAGUGAUCUCCCACAGUCUGCCAAAUUGAAAUCGCCUGCCAUCAACCAGUCACUCUCAAUGACCUCUUUGAAUCGAAAAUCAUCUUUACGCCAAUCUGGGCAUCUACCAGCCGAAGUACCGGAAACAAAAACGAAUCUUAUAACUGAAACAGAAAUCCCCAUGGACCAAUAUACUCCUACUGAAAGCAAGACGAGCCUGGAAGCAUCGCUUCUCAGCUCUCGCCUUCCGAUAAACCCAGCCCUUGCUCAACCAGUAACUCUUACGACUGAGCCAGCUACUACACAACCUCUGCAGCCUCCACACCCAGGACGAACAUCUUUUCUCCUAGACUCGAUCCUCCCAAUCAACCCUGCUUCCUCAAUGCAAUGGCUUGACGGGUCUAAAAUCGCAAACUCUCUACCGACGCACAUAUCCACAUAA